This is a messenger RNA of Amphiprion ocellaris (clown anemonefish), 3490 nucleotides long. Its product is annotated as sodium- and chloride-dependent betaine transporter-like. Gene Ontology annotation, biological process: sodium ion transmembrane transport. The transcript has 14 exons. NCBI's taxonomy places the organism in Eukaryota, Metazoa, Chordata, Actinopteri, Pomacentridae. Gene Ontology annotation, cellular component: membrane. The record is from RefSeq and is a predicted model, not a curated record. Bases 97 to 1899 code for a protein of 600 amino acids.
AACACAUUUCACAGCUACACAACUGUCAGAGCCAUAAGACUAAAGUUCGCAAAACAUUUGGCCCCAUAGAAACUUAGCGCUGUGUGGGGAGGAAAGAUGACCGUGAGCGGAAAGAUUAGCUCCUCCGGAGACUGUGUGCCAAAUGGAUACCUAAAGACGCCUAUCAAGGUGGAGGCAAGAGGGCACUGGGGGAGCAAAGCGGAGUUCAUCCUGACCGUGAUGGGCGCGAUCAUCGGCCCCGGGAACGUGUGGAGGUUCCCCUAUCUGUGCUACAGGAACGGAGGAGGUGUGUUCUUCAUCCCGUAUAUCUUGUUCAUAUUCACAUGCGGGAUCCCUUUAUUCUUCCUGGAGACCUCCUUGGGACAGUACACCAGCCAGGGGGGAAUCACUUGUUGGAGGAGGAUUUGUCCGCUUUUCCAAGGCAUGGGCUAUGCGAGUACCUUAAUCAUCACAUUCAGUGCAACCUCUUAUAUUGUCAUCCUGGCCUGGGCAUUCUUCUACCUCUUCUCAUCCUUCAGUGCGGAGUUGCCUUGGGCCACAUGUGGGAACUACUGGAACACAGACUCGUGCUUGGACGUCAGUCGGAAUUUGAGCAUGGAAAGCAGACUGAACAGCACUCUCCCAGUUGUGGAGUUCUGGCAGCGUCGGGUUUUAAACAUCUCUGGUGGCAUCGAGGAGGUGGGCAGCUUGAGGUGGGAACUGGUGCUGUGUCUCAUCCUGAGCUGGGUCAUCUGCUACUUUUGCGUUUGGAAGGGCAUCAAGUCAACAGGAAAGGCAGCCUACUUCACAGCCACCUUCCCCUACGUUAUGCUCUUGAUUUUGCUCAUACGUGGUGUUACCCUACCCGGAGCAAAAGACGGGAUUAUUUACUACCUUUACCCUGAUAUCUCUCGCCUCGCAGAUGCCCAGGUGUGGAUGGAUGCCGGCACUCAGAUCUUCUUCUCUUACGCUGUUGGCCUUGGUUUCCUCACCUCUCUUGGGAGUUACAACACUUACAACAACAACUGUUAUCGGGACUGUUUUUAUCUGUGUCUGCUGAACAGUGCCACCAGUGUUGUGGCAGGAUUCGCCAUUUUCUCCAUUUUGGGUUACAUGACAUAUGAACAAGGAGUGGAUAUUUCUGAAGUGGCAGAAUCAGGCCCAGGGUUGGCGUUCAUUGUCUACCCACGAGCUGUAGCCACGAUGCCCAUGCCUCAGUUGUGGUCAGUGUGUUUCUUCCUCAUGAUCAUUCUGCUUGGACUGGAUAGUGAGUUUGUUGGUCUGGAGUGUCUGAUGACUUCCCUUUGUGAUCUGUUCCCUACUUACCUGCGUCAAGGCUUUAGACGUGAACUGCUUCUGCUGGGUAUCUGCAGUACCUGCUGUUUGCUGGGACUCUCUCUGGUCACUGAGGGGGGGAUGUACCUGCUCCAGCUUUUAGACCAUCAUGUCUGCAGUGGCACCACUUUGCUCCUCCUCUCCUUGAGUCAGUCUGUCAGCAUUGCCUGGGUCUAUGGUGCAGACCGUUUUUAUGGCAACAUCACAGACAUGAUCGGCUAUCGGCCACACUCAUUCAUGAAGUACUGCUGGUGUUACAUCACUCCCUUCAUCUGUGUUGGCACUUUCAUCUUCUCCAUUGUGAAACAUUCUCCACUGAAGUUCAGUAACAGCUACGUUUAUCCACUCUGGGCCAACAUCUUGGGCUGGUUCAUUGCCACAAUUUCCCUCUCCCUCAUCCCACUGUUUGUGAUAGUUAAAUUAAUCCAAGGAAAAGGCACUCUAAAACAGCGUUUCUUACUGCUCUGUAAACCCAUAGAUGACCUGCCGUUGGAUCAGCAUUGUCCUCCUGCACUGGGAACAAAUGACUUCCCUGUCCAUACAGAUCUAAAACCUUUAAACCACACUGGAAAACUCAUUCAGUGAACACAAACAAGCUGUUCUGCAGAGGGUUGCAGUCUAACUUGUGGCCUUCUGGGCCCAUAUUCAUCAAUUAUCAAAAAAUGUAUAGAUAAGAAUGCUCUAAAGAGAAAAGUAUGCUGGAGAAGUUGAUUGAGCACAAGAAUGGUACUCACAGCUGCCACAUUUUACAUUUCUUUCAAGAAAUCUUGCACCUUUCUUUGAUAUAUGUUAUUCUAUUACACUAUAUGAUUUAUAUGUUUAAUCUAGUUUCAUUUCAAUCAAUCAAUCAAUCAAUCAAUCAAUCAAUCAAUCAAUCAAUCAAUCAAUCAAUCAAUCAAUCAAUCAAUCAAUCAAUCAAUCAAUCAAUCAAUCAAUCAAUCAGUCAAUCACAGUUUAUUUAUAUAGCCUUUUAAAACAGCCCAAAGGGUGACCAAAGUGCUUCAAUUUGUGUUGGGAAUGUUUCAUAUGUUCUAUAAUAAUCAUGGCAUUAUAUUUAUUCAAGCUCAUAUAUUUGUAUUUUAUUUAUAAGAAUGAAAUCAUAAGAAGUUGUAGACAAAAUAAAAGCUAUUAUCAAAGGAAACAGAUAAUAAGGUGAGGUUUAGUAUAUUAAGGGGCACAAUAAUGAAGUGCAAAGUGAGCAGCAACUGCAAUUGUUGUCAUUGAUAAAACAAGCCUCAGAGGAGAUUUUCUUGCCUCUACAUUGUGGACAUCUAUGACAGGAUACUCUUAAUUAAAUUUUGAGGCAGUGUUAAAGUGUUUUUGUUUGGUAUUUGUUAUCUGUCCUAAGAAAUUUGACAAAUAAAUUAGAUUUUUCCUUUCAUGGAAUUCCAUGUUUUGCAGGGCUAAUAGUCAUUUAGCAACCAUUCAUUUUGUUUGUUGUUCCUGAAGAUGGUCUGUGCAAGGAUUUACAGAUGUAUUUUUCUUAUGAGUUUAAAGCUUACACACAUGCUAAAAUUACAAAUAUUGUUAUAUUGUUCACAAUCUGACACAUUUAAAUGUCAGUGUAUUCCUUUUUUUAGGAUCACCCGCCAUGUUUUGUUGUUUUUUUUUGCACUCAGGAUAAACAUUGCUAAAAAUGGCUUCCUGUUUGCUGCAUGAUAUAUAUUUGUACAUUUUGUAUAUUAUUUUAGACAUUCUUUCUGUAAAUUCUUUAGCCAUUUAGCAAUCUUACCCUUUAGAGUGAUGCAGUUUAUUUGUAUCUGUAUAUCAUCUGUGGAAUCUAUGCAUUUAUGUAGUGCUGUAUAUACUUUUCAAAACUAUAAAGAACUACACAUUUAAGCUAUCUUACCUAAAAAAAUCAGUACUGUAACUUUCUCCUGUCCUGACAUACACACUGCACUAAGUUGGGCUUGUCUUGGAAGGAAGAUUGUUGAUUAAAGAGGUGCGUUUGUCCAUUUAAUGGUUGGUCAAGAACUGUUGUUUUGUCCUCUCCUGUAACUGUGGGCAAACAAAUAAACAGGGAUGGCAAAGGGUGAAAAUGAUGUGAAUUGUGUGAAAUAUGUCAAUAUGAUCAGUUGAUUAUGUUAUAUAAAUAGUUGAUGAGACAGUUAAAUUUCCACAAUGAUGUAUAUGUAUUUUGUUUUGUCAAUAAAGGUGUAUCAACCUUUGUACAACA